Aedes albopictus (Asian tiger mosquito) is the source of this 1905-nucleotide messenger RNA. Its product is annotated as sodium/potassium/calcium exchanger 3. Gene Ontology annotation, biological process: intracellular calcium ion homeostasis; calcium ion transmembrane transport. NCBI's taxonomy places the organism in Eukaryota, Metazoa, Arthropoda, Insecta, Diptera, Culicidae. The record is from RefSeq and is a predicted model, not a curated record. Bases 110 to 1738 code for a protein of 542 amino acids. Gene Ontology annotation, cellular component: plasma membrane. The transcript is spliced from 7 exons. Gene Ontology annotation, molecular function: calcium channel activity; calcium, potassium:sodium antiporter activity.
ACCGGGAUCCUUGACGGUUGGAGAAGUGUCCCAAACAACAGCGCGCGGUGAACGGUGUUUCGUGUGAGGCCUUAGUAGUGAGCACUGAGAAGAAGUAAUUUUCCUGGAGAUGGUAAAACCUGGGACGUUCUGUGGAAUCAAAAGUCGUAGAGCGAAGAUUGCGUUCAUUGUGCGAGUGUUGUUUGUGCUAAGCUUAGGUUCUAUUUCGGUGCUCAACGCAUUUUUCGGCCCAUUCAAUGGCGAAAGCGUAGCAACAAAGUCCCGUCCCAGACGACACAUUCUGCAAAUUUUGCAAGAUCAGGUGGAAGUGUUUGAACCGAUUGUGGUGGAACCGGAAAAUUAUACCGAAUUCCCACUAGAGGAGACAACAGAAGCAAGUGUACUUCACGAAAGAAAUUGUACUCCUGCUGCAAUCUUCGAGUUUCCAUCGGAUGGAUUUACCCGUGAAGACCGGAAACACGGAUGGAUUACGGUGCAUCUGCUGAUCGCAUGCUACUGCUUCUGGUUGUUGGCCAUAGUAUGCGAUGACUAUUUCGUGCCGGCAAUCGAGUUGAUGUGCAAAAAGCUGCAGGUGAAGGAAGAUAUUGCGGGUGCAACGUUUAUGGCAGCAGCCUCAUCAAGUCCUGAGCUGUUCAUCAACUGCGUGGGAACCUUUGUCACAAAGGGCGAUAUUGGAGUGGGAGCUGUGGUUGGCUCGGCUGUGUUCAACAUACUUGCUGUUCCAGCUGUUUGUGGAUUAUUCGGAGGACAGGUCGUUCAACUACGAUGGUGGCCCGUCACACGAGACUCGAUGAUGUACGGCAUGGCCGUCAUCGGACUGAUUACCGUCCUCAGCGAUGGCAAAGUAAUGUGGUACGAAGCCACAAUACUGGUGUCAGCCUACGUCUUAUAUAUCACAGCAAUGAUUUGCAACGACAGUAUUAACCGCUUCAUGUCCCGAACGUUCCGCCGAAAGUCCUGCGUCCGCCCAUACACCGAAGUGACGGAAAUUGCGCCCCUCCUGUCGAACGGACACAACAACGGAGCGUCCAAGGGAAGCCAGAACGGCCACAAUGGGCACACAUGCGACAGUGAAGCCAGCGAAGACAGCUUCCAAGAUUUCGAACUAGCAUCAACUCCGUGGAAUCGACGGGAUGAAAACACCUUUGCCUACAUCUGUCGUUGGCCGAUUACGUUCUUCUUGUGGGCUACCAUUCCCGACUGCCGUCGGUAUCCUAAGUUGCGCUUGGUAACAUUCUUCGUGUGCAUCUUCUGGAUUGGCAUAACAUCCUACUUUGUAGCCUUCCUUAUCACCGUUGUAGGUGACACCAUGGAUAUUCCCGAUUCUGUGAUGGGUCUAACGUUCCUGGCCGCCGGUACGAGUGUCCCGGAAGCGGUUUCCAGUAUUAUUGUCACCAACCAGGGUCAUGGUGAAAUGGGCAUCAGUAACUCCAUCGGGUCGAACACCUUCGAUAUUCUACUCUGUCUGGGGUUGCCAUGGCUAAUUAAGGCUCUGGCAUUCCCAGCGGUUCCAGGCAACAAUUGGGUCGCGUUAAACUCCACUGGUCUAACCUACUCGGCGAUAUCCCUGCUAUCGACACUCUGUGGGCUAUACAUUGCCUUCUGGUCCAAUAAGUUCAAGCUCGACUGGAAGGUCGGCUUGACGUGUACGUCGAUGUACAUAGCGUUCCUGACUGUGUCCAGUCUGAUCGAGCUGAACGUAUUCUUCAAGGUGAAUCUGCCGACCUGUAUUCAUUAGAGGGCCGCCCGUCCCGGUGCAAUUCGUACUAUACUGUAGAGAUAGACAACCAGAUAUUACCGUUCUGCAUGCUUGUGUGCGAUGAGUGUUUCCGUUAACAUUAUAAGACGACAAAGAACUAUAUAAAUAUAACAAUCGGUCGGUUCCGAUCCGAUAAUUAUCGGGAA